CGUUAGCUCAAAGCCAGCCUGCGGCUUCUGUUCCCUGCGAGUUGAGCUGCACCCAUUAUCCAGACACCAGCGGUGCUCCGUUUGCGGUGUUGAAAACUGAGAAUUUGCUCCUGUUAAUGACAACGAACACUACAACCCAAAAACUGAACAGUCAGUCCAACUGGGUAGGGAAAAUAGAAGCACGUUUAGUUUGUCAUCAUGUUUAAUCUGAUGAAGAAGGAUAAGGAGAGAGAGGGGAGCAGGAAGGAGAAGAAAGACAAAAAAGAGAGGAUGUCUGCAGCAGAGCUACGCAGCUUGGAGGAGAUGAGCAUGCGAAGGGGUUUCUUCAACCUGAAGAGGGAGGCCAAACGUGAGUCCAAGAACAAACUGGAGAUCUCCAACCCCAUUCCCAUCAAAGUUGCCAGCAGCAAUGAGCUCACUCUCACUGACAUUGAGUCGGAUGGCUUGAGCAACCGCAGCAGCAUGGUCUUGGAUGACCAGCUGAGUGCUGCCAGCUCCACUGAUGACUUGAAGGGUGAGGGUGGAGGAGGACAGGAUGGACACCGCAGCUCAGUGCGUGACCGUGUGGCACACUUUGGUUCUCUUGCCAAGCAGAACUCCUCACAGAUGGGUCAGAUGAUGAAACGCUUCUCCUUUUCCCAGAGGAGCAAAGAGGAGAGCCCUUCAGAGAGCUCCACCCCUUCAGGCCAGAAUUCUGCUGCCCCAUCCCCACAGGUGGAGAGCAAAGUCUUUAGCAUGCUCCGCAAGCACAGUCUUAUGCAGCAGCCAGAAGCAGCACCCUCCAAAAAAGUCUGCAUCCCUGAAGUGGUCGACAAGACCUUUCCUGCAGACUUGCAACUGCCCACUGUGGUUGCACCGAGUGCCCCAGAAACACGAGAGCUCGAACUCCAACGCCGCAAUACUGGUGACUUUGGAUUUUCUUUGCGUCGCACAACUAUGCUAGACCGUAGCCCUGAUGGAGGAGUGUACAGACGUGUGGUUCAUUUCGCUGAGCCUGGUGCUGGCACCAAGGAUCUGGCACUAGGGCUGGUACCGGGCGAUAGGCUGGUGGAGAUAAAUGGCCGGAAUGUGGAGAAUAAAAGCCGGGACGAGAUAGUGGAGAUGAUCCGUCAGUCGGGAGACACUGUAAGGCUGAAGGUGCAACCCAUCCUGGAGCUGAGUGAGCUGAGCCGCUGCUGGCUGAGGAACACCGAGGGGCUGCGCAGAGAGGCCAGACAUCUGGAGCCGGCAGUGAGUGUUUCAUCUUCUGUCCAAGCCUCCGUCCCUGCAGCCCUGCAGCCCCAGGGCUCACUUCAGGGAUCCGUGGAAGAGGAUCCUUUUACACUCCUCCAAGCUUCUCAUGCUGCAGCUAAGCAAUCACAGGUGAAGACAGAAGAGCAGAUUGCAGCAGAGCAGGCCUGGUAUGGAUCUGAGAAAGUCUGGCUUGUCCACAAGGAUGGCUUCUCCCUGGCCACCGUGGUGAAGACAGAGGCUGGCUCCUUGCCAGAGGGCAAAUUGAAGAUCAAGCUGGAGCAUGAUGGGACAGUAUUGGAUGUGGACGAAGACGAUGUUGAAAAGGCCAACCCUCCAUCAUAUGACCGAUCAGAAGACCUGGCUUCACUGCUCUAUCUGAAUGAAUCCAGUGUGAUGCACUGCCUGCGGCAGCGCUAUGGAGGCAACCUCAUCCACUCCUAUGCUGGACCCAACAUUGUGGUCAUCAACCCCCUGAGCACGCCCUCCAUGUACUCUGAGAAAGUGAUGCACAUGUUCAAAGGCUGUCGGCGUGAGGACGCUGCUCCUCAUAUCUACUCUGUUGCCCAGUCAGCUUACCGCAAUCUGCUGACCACCCGGCAGGAUCAGUCAGUGGUGCUGCUGGGCAAGUCUGGCAGCGGCAAAACCACCAACUGCCAGCACCUGGUCCAGUACUUGGUCUCCAUUGCGGGCAGCACGGGCAAAAUCUUCUCUGCUGAGAAAUGGCAGGCAGUGUACACCAUCCUGGAGGCUUUUGGCAACAGCUCCACUGCUAUGAACACCAACGCCAGCCGCUUCUCCCAUGUAGUGUCUCUGGAUUUCGACCAGGCUGGGCAGGUGGCCUCCGCUUCCAUACAGACAAUGCUGCUGGAGAAACUGAGGGUGAGCAGGCGACCUGAGACGGAAUCCACCUUUAAUGUCUUUUACUACAUGAUGGCUGGAGCUGAUAGCAGCCUGAGAACUGAACUCCACCUUAACCACAUAGCUGAGAACAGUGCUUUUGGAAUCCUCCCUCAGUCUAAGCCUGAAGACAAGCAGCGAGCCUUGCAGCAGUUCACUAAGCUGCAGGCCGCCAUGAAGGUGUUGGGCAUCUCUGGUGAAGAGCAGAAGGCACUUUGGCUCAUCUUGGGGGCCAUUUACCACUUGGGUGCUGCAGGGGCCACUAAAGCUGGACGUCGGCAGUUUGCCCGUCAUGAAUGGGCCCAGAAGGCAGCCUAUCUUUUGGGCUGCACCUUGGAGGAGCUGUCCUCUUCGAUCUUUAAGCAUCAGGCCAAAGGCCUGCAGCACUCUACCUCAUUUAGAGGAGGACCGGAUGAGGCGGGCCAGGGUGAAAGCUCAGGCUCUAAGGUCACAGCUCUGGAGUGUUUGGAGGCCAUGGCAUCAGGACUCUACUCUGAGCUCUUCACUCUUGUCAUUUCCCUAAUCAACAGGGCUCUGAAGUCCAGUCAGAACUCUUUGUGUUCCCUGCUGAUUGUGGACACUCCAGGUUUCCAGAACCCUCGGCUGGCUCAGCAACAGAGGGGAGCCACAUUUGAAGAGCUCUGCCACAACUACACCCAGGAGAGGCUGCAGACGCUGUUCCAUCAACGUACCUUUGUCCAGGAGCUGGAGAGAUACAAGGAGGAAAACAUAGAGCUUGCUUUAGAUGACAUAGAGUCCAGUACCUCACUGUCUGUAGCAGCUAUUGAUCAAGCCUCAACCCAAGCACUGGUUCGUACUCUGGCCAGAACGGAUGAGGCUCGAGGUCUUCUGUGGCUGAUGGAAGAGGAGGCUGUUCAGCCUGGAGGUUCAGAGGAAACCAUGCUGGAGAGACUCUUCAGCUACUAUGGCUCUGCACAGGGAGAAAACAAAGGAACUGGUCUGCUGCUCCGAGGAGAGAAGCCCCACCUCUUUCUUCUGGGCCACAGCCACGGGACAGACUGGGUGGAAUACAACACUCGGGGCUGGCUGAGCCACGCCAAGCACAACCCUGCUGCCCAGAAUGCUGCCACACUGCUGCAGGACUCCCAAAAGAAGAACAUCAGUGGGCUGUUUAUGGGCCGGGCCAGUGGGGCCACAGUGUUGUCGGGUUCCAUUGCUGGUCUGGAGGGCAGCUCCCAGCUCGCCCUGCGACGAGCCACCAGCAUGAGGAAGACCUUCACCACAGGCAUGGCUGCUGUUAAGAAGAAGAGUUUAUGUAUCCAGGUCAAGCUCCAAGUGGAUGCUCUAAUUGACAUGGUGCGUCGUUCAAAGGUUCACUUUGUCCACUGCCUGCUGCCCAAAGCUGAGGCGGUGGGAGGAGGUGAUGUCCGUGUGACGCAUGGAGAGAGCCCAGACUCGGGCCUUAUGACUUUGGAUGUGGGUCUUCUCAGAGCUCAGCUCCGGGGAUCCAAGCUGCUGGAUGCUCUGCGCAUCUACAGGCAAGGAUACCCAGACCACAUGGUGUUCUCUGAGUUCCGCAGGCGUUUUGAUGUCCUGGCACCUCAUCUGACCAAGAAGCAUGGCCGCCACUAUCUUGUGACAGAUGAGAAGAGGGCAGUGGAGGAGUUGCUGGAGUCCUUGGAGCUGGAGAAGAGCACCUACCACAUGGGGCUGAGCAGGGUGUUCUUUAGAGCAGGAACUCUGUCCAGGCUGGAGGAACAGCGAGAUGUCCAAACUCGGAGGAAUAUCUCUCUGUUUCAGGCUGCCUGCAGGGGAUACCUGUCCAGACAAGCCUUCAAGAAGAGGAAGAUCCAGGAUCUGGCCAUUCGCUGCAUCCAGAAAAACAUAAAGAAGAAUCGUGGUGUCAAAGACUGGCCAUGGUGGAAGCUCUUCACCACCGUCAGACCUCUGAUAGAGGUGCAGCUCACUGAAGAACAGAUCCGGGGCAAGGAUGAAGAGAUCCAGCAACUCAAACAGAAACUGGAGAAAGUAGAGAAAGAGAGGAAUGAGCUGAGACUGAACAGUGACCGUCUUGAGAGCCGGAUCACCGAGCUGUCAUCAGAGCUGGCUGAUGAGCGGAACACUGGAGAAUCAGCCUCUCAGCUGCUAGAGACAGAAACUUCUGAGAGACUCCGACUGGAGAAGGACAUGAAAGAUCUGCAGACCAAGUUUGACAGCAUGAAGAAACAGAUGGAGUCCAUGGAGAUGGAGGUGAUGGAGGCACGACUCAUCAGGGCUUCUGAACUCAAUGGAGAGAUGGAGGAUGAUGACACAGGAGGAGAGUGGAGACUGAAGUAUGAACGAGCCAUCAGGGAGAUUGAGUUCACCAAGAAAAGGCUGCAGCAGGAGUUUGAUGACAAGCUGGAGGUGGAGCAGCAGAACAAGCGGCAGCUAGAGAGGAGGAUAAGCGACCUGCAGGCUGAUUAUGAAGAAUCCCAACGAAACAUCCAGCAGCUGAAGAAGAAAACCCAGCGGUUGACAGCUGAACUGCAGGACACUAAACUUCACUUGGAGGGCCAACAAAGUCGCAACCAUGAUCUGGAAAAGAAGCAGAGAAAGUUUGACAGUGAGCUCAGUGCUGCCCAGGAGGAGGUGCAGAGGGAGAAGAGCCUGAGGGAGAAACUGGCCCGAGAAAAAGACAUGCUGACUGGAGAGACCUUCAGCCUCCGACAGCAGCUGGAGGACAAGGACCUGGAGGUGUGUGCAGUCAACCUGAAGGUGGACCAGCUGGAGGCCGAGCUGCUGGACCUUAACUCCCAGGAAUCCAAGGAUGAGGCAUCGCUAGCCAAGGUAAGGAAGCAGCUUCGUGACAUGGAGGCCAAGUUGAAGGACCAGGAGGAGGAGCUGGAUGAGCAGGCUGGCACCAUCCAGAUGUUGGAGCAGGCCAAGCUGCGUCUGGAGAUGGAGAUGGAGCGUUUGCGUCAAACCCAUUCCAAGGAGAUCGAGAGCAAAGAUGAUGAGGUGGAGGAGAUCAGGCAGUCCUGCAAUAAGAAGCUGAAGCAGAUGGAAGUCCAGCUCGAAGAAGAGUAUGAUGAGAAGCAGAAGGUGCUGAAAGAGAAGAGAGAGCUGGAGUCAAAGCUUUUGUCAGCACAGGACAAGGUGAGAGGUGGUGACAUUGAGACAGAGAAACGCUUGAGGAAGGACCUGAAAAGAACUAAGGCUCUGCUGGCUGAUGCCCAGAUUAUGUUGGACCACAUAAAGAACAAUGCACCCAGCAAGAGAGAGAUCGCCCAGCUCAAGAACCAGCUAGAGGAGUCUGAAUUCACCUGCGCAGCUGCAGUUAAAGCUCGCAAGUCCAUGGAAGUAGAGAUUGAAGACCUGCACGUUCAGAUGGAGGACAUCUCAAAAACAAAACAAGCGCUGGAGGAGCAGCUGAGUCGUCUCCAGAGAGAGAAGAAUGACCUACAGUCCAGGAUGGAGGAGGACCAGGAGGACCUUAACGAGCUGAUGAAGAAACACAAAGCCGCUGUGGCACAGUCAGCCCAGAACCUGGCUCAGAUCACUGACCUACAAGCCCAGUUGGAGGAGGCUCUCAAGGGGAAGCAGGAGAUUCAGGAGAAGAUGCAAGCCCUCCAGAGCCAGCUGGAGUUCCAGGAGCAGUCCAUGGUGGAGAAAUCUCUUGUCAGCCGGCAGGAGGCCAAGAACCGUGAACUAGAGACCAAACUGGAGUUUGAGAAGACUCAGGUCAAACGCCUGGAGAGCCUCGUAGCUCGUCUUAAGGAAAACCUGGAGAAGCUGACAGAGGAACGAGACCAGCGCAGCAGCAGUGAGAAUCGAGAGAAAGAACAGAACAAACGUCUGCAGAGACAGAUCCGUGACAUCAAAGAGGAGAUGGGUGAACUGGCCAAAAAAGAAGCUGAGGCCAGCCGCAAAAAACACGAACUGGAAAUGGACAUUGAGAGCCUAGAGGCUGCUAAUCAGAGCCUGCAGGCAGACCUCAAACUGGCCUUCAAAAGGAUCGGUGACCUCCAGGCUGCCAUCGAGGAUGAGAUGGAGAGUGACGACAAUGAAGACCUUAUCAACAGUUUGCAAGAUAUGGUGACAAAGUAUCAGAAAAGAAAGAAUAGAACUCAGGGGGAUUCAGAAACAGACUCUGAGGUGGAGGAUCGCGUGGAUGGGGUAAAGUCUUGGUUGUCCAAGAGCAAAGGUUCGACCAAGAACCUCUCUGAUGACGGCAGUCUCAAGAGCUCCAGCCCCCCUAGCCGAAGACGCUACUGCUUUGAUAGAUCUGAUGAAGAGGAGGAGGAAGAAGAAAAAGAGGAGGGCCGGGCGGCUGAGGGCUCUUACUACUCUCGACACAGAUACAGCAGCCACAUGAAAGACGAUGAGGUUGAGGACAGGCUCCAUGAGAGCACAUCACAGUCCUCACCACCGGCCUCCACCCUCUGAAAUGCACCAUCAUUCAGCUGAGACAGUUCGCCUUGCAUGUAAAGCUGACCACAGUAGUGGUCACAUGGACACAAACACCCACCUAAACACUUACAUACCUGCAGGAAACCACAACCACUCAAAAUCCAAACUUCCCAUGGCAGGUCCUCACAGGAUUUAGUCAUAGUUGGACUAACAGCAUUGGGUUUUGACUAGGCACUCAUCAGUCUGACCUCACUGCACACAGCAGCUCUGUUACUAAUGACUCCACUCUGCUGGCUGCAUGCAAGCAGCAGUUGUUUGGCUUGAGCAGCCAUCCAGUUUAACUCCCAUCAUGGUUGUAACUGAGCCAAAGAACCUGAGGUUUCAAUGAUACUAUAUUCUUUCUUUCUUUCUCUUUAUCCCUCGUCCUCCCUUAUUUAUAUAUGGUACACCACAAUAAUAUGUAUUGCCAUGCAACAACGUAUUGCCAAAAGCCUUUGUUCCAAGUAUAUGUGCACACUGUUAUACUUAUUGCCAGUUGAUGCUAAAUCCUGAGAAAAGUCUCAGCCUUUUUCUUUCUUUCCUCUUUGGGACAAGUGCCAUUUUAUUUAAGUGUGCUCCUCUACAGCUGGCUUCUCUGCAGCUGUGGCUCUUCACGAACUGCUGCACUGUACACUGAAGAUGUUGUCAUUAUCUUCUGCUUGCUUUAUGUUUUCCUGCAAAGUUUUUUUUCUGCCUUUUGCUGGCAAAUUAUCUCUUCUUUCCAGGGAAGAGGAUUGCAUCAGUUAGCUGCUCUGCUAUGGAAGCAAACCAUUUUUUCUUCUUUUGAAUGUUUUGUUCUUGAUGUUUGACAGAUUUGUUUUGUAGAAGAUCGCUGUCAAGCAAAUUAAUAUCUGCAAGGUUUGAGCUUACAUCUGUGAAAUGCCUUGUCUUAUUUUUAUUUUGACUUGAUUUGGCUAAGUACUUCCCAGGCUUCUUUAGUGACAAAGAGACUAUGGCUCUGUCCUCAGUGCUUGUUAUUCGUAUGCCGUCUGUUGUUUGUUUUUAGUGUGAUCUGCUUUCCUUCUCCAGAGGGCAAGUACUUGACUUUGAGCAACGGUCAUCUGUUGAUUUCUCACAAAACCACUGACUACAUGUAUCUUAAACCAGCAACUUAUAGCAAAAAGCUGGUGUUCUAACUGUAUUUUUCUUAUUUUCAAAAAAUCACAUUGAAAGAAUAUACACACUGUAGUAGUCACAGAUCUAUAGUUAGCCUGCUUCUAUGAAAAUGGUUGUUGCCAAUGAAUCUUUUUUUAAAGACCUGAUUCAAGCAAUUUGGAUUCGACAUGUAACUUGUUCAAAUCACAGAGCCACACUGAAACACAUUCACUGUGUUUCACUGUUGUCAUGAAAAGUGGUAUAACUAGUAGUAACAAGUGGGAGAAAAAAAGGAAGAGAAUCACCAUGCCCCUGCACAGCUGGACACGUGCAGUGAUGAAGGGCAGCAGUUCUCACUGAUUAGUCAGUUGUGUACAUUUGAGUGUGGGCUCAGUAACGUUGAACAUUAAGCCUGCAAGCAAAUUCUGCUUAACUGAAUUAAUCUAAAUCAGUCUUUUUGAUUCACAUCAUUUCACGGGUUUUGAUGAUAAGAAUAGUAGAAUGUCACCAGCCAUUUUCUCGCUUCAUUUUAACAGCAACUGAACUGGACACACUGCAACCCAGCCUGUAUAACCAAUACUGUGAACUCAUGUUCAGUGUCUUUGUUUAUCUGUCAAGUUGUGUGUGUUUUUAACACAGUGAUGCCUGAAUAGCAAGGAAAUAAAAACUUGUAGUUUUAUGGUUGCUUAAGCAUUGCAUCGCACCCUCUGGUCACGUGUCUGUAUUUACUGAGUAGCAUUAGAUAUGUUUGAAAGCCAUUUAAAGACCAGAAGAGCUUAACAUCUUGUGGGGGACUGAAAGAAUUCUUGGAUGUUGUGGGAGAAAUUGGGGCUGAUUCUACUAUUAAUGCUUUUUGUAAACUCUUCAUUUUUAUUUUCUAUGCAGUCGACUCAAGUGUUAAAAUAUGUUUUUGACCUUAUUUACCCUAAUAAAGUGUCUGGCUUCAACAGGAAAAAAAUGACAUAAUGCUGACUGCACACAGUAUUUAUAUAUAUAUGAUUCAUGCUAGCCUUGAAAUACAUCGUCUUUAUUUUCAUUAUUGAACAAAUUGACAACUUGUUAUAAAUUUUGCAUCACAGUUUAAUAUAUUGUAAAUAAAUGAUGGUGAUUGUUUCA
This is a messenger RNA of Acanthochromis polyacanthus (spiny chromis), 8733 nucleotides long. Its product is annotated as unconventional myosin-XVIIIa-like. Gene Ontology annotation, molecular function: ATP binding; protein binding; cytoskeletal motor activity. The transcript is spliced from 44 exons. Gene Ontology annotation, cellular component: myosin complex. The coding region runs from base 199 to 6519 and encodes 2106 amino acids. NCBI's taxonomy places the organism in Eukaryota, Metazoa, Chordata, Actinopteri, Pomacentridae. The record is from RefSeq and is a predicted model, not a curated record.